Molecule: messenger RNA, 540 nt
Organism: Blepharisma stoltei
Lineage: Eukaryota; Ciliophora; Heterotrichea; Heterotrichida; Blepharismidae
Source: the annotation of a GenBank genome assembly
AUGCAAGAAUUCGAACAAAGGGAAAUUGACUGUGAAAAACGCCUGAUAAAAGAAUUAAAGCUGCUGACUGAAAAAGUUAAAAUUUUGCACACAAGUGAAGCUGCUGAUAGAAGGAGGGAAGAGGAAAAAGAGUUUGCGAAGAGGAUUCAAAAGGAAAAUCUAGAGUUAAAUCUGCAGAUCCAGCAAAUGAAAAAAGAAAUUAUGCAGAGAGACCAAGUGAUACAAGAGUAUGAAAAUGCGUUGGCUCAGUAUGAGCAUGCAUAUAAAAAGGAGCAAGAAAAGCAUAGAGAAGAGCUUGAAAAUAUGAAAAUGCUGACUAAAACAUAUCAGGAUCACAUUUUGCUACUGAAAAAGCCACCAAGAGAAACUCCUGAGCCUAAGCUAAUUGCAAAAGAUAUUAAUCUGCCAACUUAUGUAGAUCAUGGAUUUAAUGAUACUUUAGGAAACAAUUCACAAAUUUUCGAAAAUGAAAUUUCUGAUUAUAAGCGAAAUAUAAUGACCCAAGAUCCAAAAGGAAAAUUUCAGAUUAAUGAAUUAUAA